AAAGGAGCGGGAAGGGAUAGAAGCGCCGCCGCCGCCUGGGCUUGUUUUGAAAGUUGCUCCGGCUGCCUUGUCCCACAGCGCAGGCGCUGCCGCAGCGAGGCCGGGCCGGGCUCUGCGAGAGCCGCAAGCAGGAGGAGGAUCGGGGUUGCCGCUCCUUGCUCUCAUCCCACCCCUUCACCUCUGAUGAACCUCGCAUCCAGCUAGCCGGAAAGCUUCCCCGCGCAGCGACUGCAGCCGAAGGGAGAGCGGGAGGGAAAUCUGCCAGCGCGCCCAGUCCGAGGCAGCCGCAGCAGCAGCCCCGGCGCCCGGGCCGUUCCAGACAGACGGCCCGCCGCUUAGCGAGCCGGGAUGGCCGUUCCGUUGAGCGACAGCGAGAAAAGGAAACAGAUCAGCGUGCGGGGCAUCGCCGGGCUGGGCGAUGUGGCGGAGAUUAGGAAGAGCUUCAACCGGCACCUCCAUUUCACCCUGGUGAAAGACCGGAAUGUGGCCACCCCGCGGGAUUAUUUUUUCGCCUUGGCGCACACUGUGCGGGAUCACUUGGUGGGACGCUGGAUCCGCACCCAGCAAUAUUAUUACGAGAAGGACCCCAAGCGUAUUUAUUACUUGUCUCUGGAAUUCUAUAUGGGCCGAACACUUCAGAACACGAUGGUGAACCUGGGUCUGCAGAAUGCCUGUGAUGAAGCUAUUUAUCAGCUCGGCCUAGACUUAGAAGAGUUGGAAGAGAUUGAGGAAGAUGCUGGCCUUGGCAAUGGAGGACUAGGGCGUCUGGCAGCUUGCUUUCUGGACUCUAUGGCAACACUGGGGCUUGCAGCCUACGGCUACGGAAUCCGCUACGAAUUCGGAAUUUUUAAUCAAAAGAUUGUCAAUGGCUGGCAGGUGGAAGAAGCUGAUGAUUGGCUGCGCUAUGGCAAUCCUUGGGAAAAAGCCCGCCCUGAAUACAUGCUUCCUGUACAUUUCUAUGGUCGGGUAGACCAUACUCCUAAUGGGGUUAAAUGGAUUGAUACUCAGGUUGUUCUUGCUAUGCCUUAUGAUACACCUGUUCCAGGAUACAAGAACAAUACAGUUAAUACCAUGAGACUGUGGUCAGCCAAGGCACCUAAUGAUUUCAACCUUGAAGAAUUUAAUGUUGGUGAUUAUAUCCAGGCUGUGUUGGAUAGAAACCUGGCAGAAAACAUAUCCAGAGUGUUGUAUCCCAAUGAUAAUUUUUUUGAAGGAAAGGAAUUACGUCUGAAACAGGAGUACUUUGUGGUAGCUGCCACUCUCCAGGACAUCAUACGGCGAUUCAAGUCUUCCAAAUUUGGAUGUCGCGACCCAGUGAGGACCUGCUUCGAAACCUUCCCUGACAAGGUUGCCAUUCAGCUAAAUGACACUCACCCAGCCCUCUCUAUUCCUGAGCUCAUGAGGAUCUUCGCUGAUGUUGAACGUAUGGAUUGGGAUAAGGCCUGGGAAAUCACAAAACGGACAUGUGCAUACACCAACCAUACAGUGCUGCCCGAAGCCCUGGAGCGCUGGCCAGUGUCUAUGUUUGAGAAGCUCCUGCCAAGGCACCUGGAGAUAAUUUAUACUAUCAACCAAAAGCAUCUGGAUUAUGUGGCUACCCUCUUUCCUGGAGAUGUUGACCGCCUCCGAAGGAUGUCUGUGAUUGAGGAAGGAGACUGCAAGAGGAUCAAUAUGGCCCACCUGUGUGUCAUUGGUUCUCAUGCAGUCAACGGAGUGGCUCAGAUUCACUCGGAGAUUGUGAAGAAUUCUGUAUUCAAAGAUUUCUACGAGAUAGAGCCAGAGAAGUUUCAAAACAAGACCAAUGGUAUCACUCCCAGGCGAUGGCUUCUGCUGUGUAACCCAGGACUCUCUGAAGUCAUUGUGGAGAGAAUUGGGGAAGAUUUCCUAACUGAUCUUAGCCAGCUAAAGAAGCUGCUGGAUUUUGUCAAUGACGAAGGCUUUAUCAGGGAUGUAGCCAAAGUUAAACAGGAGAACAAGCUGAAGUUCUCAGCAUACUUGGAAGAACAAUACAAAGUGAAAAUCAACCCUUCCUCUAUGUUUGAUGUGCAUGUCAAGAGAAUUCAUGAAUACAAGAGGCAGCUCCUCAAUUGCCUGCAUAUAAUCACCCUCUACAACCGCAUCAGAAAAGACCCUAAAAAGUCCUAUGUGCCAAGAACAGUUAUGAUUGGAGGAAAGGCAGCUCCAGGCUACCACAUGGCAAAAAUGAUUAUCAGACUGAUCACAGCCAUUGGAGAAAUUGUCAAUAAUGACCCUUACAUAGGAGAUAGACUCAAAGUCAUAUUUUUGGAGAACUACAGGGUAUCUCUUGCUGAAAAAGUGAUUCCUGCUGCAGAUCUAUCUGAGCAGAUCUCAACGGCUGGGACUGAAGCUUCAGGGACAGGAAACAUGAAAUUCAUGCUGAAUGGAGCCCUCACCAUUGGGACCAUGGACGGAGCCAACGUGGAAAUGGCUGAAGAAGCUGGGGAGGAUAAUUUGUUCAUUUUUGGCAUGCGGGUGGAUGACGUUGAGGCAAUGGAUAAGAAAGGGUACAAUGCUAAGGAAUACUAUGACCGGAUUCCAGAGCUCAGGCAAGUUAUUGAUCAAAUAAACAGUGGAUUCUUCUCGCCAAAUGAUCCUAGUUGCUUCCAAGGUAUCGUCAACAUGCUGAUGUAUCACGACAGGUUUAAAGUAUUUGCUGAUUAUGAAGCCUACAUCAAAUGUCAAGGGCAGGUGGACCAACUAUACAUGAAUCCUAGGGAAUGGACUAAAAAGGUAAUUAAGAACAUUGCAUGCUCUGGCAAGUUUUCCAGUGACAGGACAAUUACUGAGUAUGCCAGAGAGAUCUGGGGAGUGGAACCUUCUGCUGUGAAAAUUCCUCCGCCAAACAUACCUAGGGAGUAAAUCUGCCAUUAGAAGGUGCAUGCAGUCACUCUGAUGGGCUUCCUGCUGCUGCUGCCGCUGCUGCUGCUGCUGAGACAUUCCUGCUUCCCAGUGACUUUUCUGCAGAUGAAUUCAAACAUGUAUUUUACCACACAUUGCUUGUUUCAGCUUUAUAAACAUACAGUUGAAAUGAGGGCACCUGGUGCUUCAGAUCAUAGUAAAACAGAGUUGACCAAACCAUAUGGGCCGGAAUAAGAUUCAAGAUCUGAAACAGAAAGCUCAAGCAAAAAAAAAAGUGUUAUAAUCUUGCUCUCUUUUAAAAAUCUAACUUAACUAAUGUGGUUUAUAUGCAUGCCUGCAUUAUAUGCUAUGGGGUUCCUCAAGCUCUUGGACUUGUUAGUUCCUAUGGCAGUUCCCCUGUCUGGUCAAUUAGAAGAUGCCAGCAAAGUCCAGAAUUGGAUGGGGUAGAAAAUGUGAUUCCACAGGGAUAAUUGUGUUGCCUUCCGGAGGGAGUUAGACUGGAACUCUUCUGUGACCCAGGAAAAUGCAUUUUCCGCCUAACUUCCACUGUCUCUUGAUUGCAGUGGUGUCUGCAGCAAACUGAGGUUGCAUCAAAAUGACAUACAUAGUAGUAUCGUGACACAAACUGUGCUCUUAGGUACAUGUAUCCUGAUGACUAACACAAAUACCCCAUUUGGGGUUUAGCAUCAUGACACACAUUUCAUCACUUGUCCCUCUUCCCCCCCACCUUCUCCAAUUAGGAGAAUCGUUGCUGAUCCCCAGGACAGUUCUUUUAACCCAGAAUCAUUCCAAGCGACCUGUUCGCACAAACUCGCACAGGCUACUUUUUCCCACAGGACAUGGAGUUCAAGGAGGAUUAAUGGUGCCAAAGAACCUGUUUGCAUUCCUCUGAAAACAGCAUGCCUGUACAACACGUGCCUGUACAACAUGUGAUUCAUAAAGUUAGCACCCAGCCUGGUGCCCUCAAGAUGCAUUGGGACUGCCCAGCCAGGCUGUAUUAAGUCAAAUGACCAGCCAUAUUCUGUGGUCUGCUAGAUUCUGUAUAGUUUUCAGAGCAAAUGGCAGUAAAUAAAGAAUUAGACAUUUGCUCAGCCUCCUGGUAGGCUGCUAAGCUUUGCUUUAGGAGCUAGACUUUAUCUGUGUAUGUUUCAAAUUGUGCAGUUAUAUGGAUUAUUUAGGACAAUCUUGUAUAGAGAGCAGACAUUGAAAUAUCCGUCACUUGUCAGAGUGAAACCUCCACCUCCAUCCAGAGUCUUUCCCCAAUCAGUGCUGGCUCUAGAGGCCUCGUUUCUAGUAUUUUAAAAGUAUAUUGCAUCUUUUGUGAAGCCCCUUGAGUUUUCAUUUCAGGCAAUAACAUCAGCCUUUAUGGGAUAUACCAGGUCGUCUAGCCUGGGUUGCUAAACAGGUGAAUGUUUAUUUUCUGCAAAUACUGAGGAAAUUGACUGGAGGAGUUUUAGAAACUAGUAAAUCCUUAAAUGGCAACUUUAUUUGCACUUCAAUGUAAAUGACCAGAAUGGAAAUGAACGUAUAUUCCUAUAAGCUUCCAGAACCAAAAAGUUCAGCAAACAUGCUGUUUUUCUUUUCAGAUUUCUUAGUACUGACAUUACCAAUCUAAUACCAGGUUAAUUCCUUCUGUGACCUGAUGCCCUCCAAAUGUCUUGUGGUAGCAGCUCCCCACCAUCAGGGAGUUAACAGGAGCAGGAGGCUAGAGACGGCUGCCUAAUCUCUGCCUCUCCUUAGACUAAUUUUUAGGUUACCCACAAACAGACAAGACCAAUACAACUUUAUCGAUCGAAUGUAGGUAACAGUGGCCACUGCUUUCUGAUCAGGCACGCAGUAAUAGCACCCCUCACUUAAUAGGAGGAAGACUUUAUCAAAAACACAUGACCACUUUGGUCAAAACUGAUACCCUGAUCAUCUGCUGAGAAGUGAGGAUACAGAGCUGAUGCAGCUAGCUUCUGCAGUUAUUCUAGAAAGCAAACCAUUUUUGUUGUACAGCAUUCAUUUUACAUCAGUCUGCUGUAUUUUUGUCUAACAAAACUUUGGUGCAGUUUUGCUACAUUUAAGCAAGGGAUCUUCUGUCAAUCUUUUGACAGAAAUAAGUAAAAUACAUGAUUUUCUAUUUUGCAUAGGCCAUAACUUUUAACUCGCUAAUUAACUGUGCUAGAAAUUCAGUUCGUACAUGUUUAUACAACAUUUAAGUAUAUUAUAGAAUAUAUCUGUAUCUUUACAGCUACAGUACCUCAUUUCAGAUGAUCUCAUAUUGGGUUUUCUAUCUUAUUAAACCAAGACGUUUGUAAGUAUGUUAUUCACAAGUGCAGCUUCUUUGAUCUUCUGUUUUUGGUAUGUAGCCAUAAAUAUACAAUUAUAAUUUCCAGGUUCAUUCAAACUAGAAAGACUCUUAACACAAGCCAAGCUCUCAAAACUACAGUUGAAGAUUUAUUUACAAUUUAAAUUGUUCCAAAACUACUAACCAUAAUUUUUCAGCUCAGCAAAAAUUGGAAUCUGUGAUUAAUUGGAAUCUAUUUGGUCUGAUUGCUACAUUUUGUAAAAGAAGGAGAAAAAAAUGCCAGUUGUAAUAGUAGUAGGCAAAUGAUUCCUACCAAUCUGGGUUUAUAAACUGAGAUUAUACCAACAUGGCUACAGUUUUAAUCUAUAAGGUAGUAAUUACUUUCAGAACAUUAAUUGUGCAGGAGCACUUCAGUUUUCAUAGCAAAACCAUCAUAUGUCAUAUUAUGAAUUACAUUCUGAGUUAUGUUCUAGAAUGCCCAUGCAGGGAUGAAAGGUAAUCAUGAAAGAUUAUUAAUCAGAGGUUGGUAAGAAGAACAUGUGUCUGCCUGCCCCCACUGACUGAGGAAUUCUCAAAGAACUUCCCUAAUUCACCAUUUGAAAUCACCUGUCAUAGAGUAUCUUACUUUGAUAAUUGAAAGAUACCCAAUACCAUAGUGUUGGAUGGGUACUGGGAAGUCAAUCCAGGAACCUUGCUUUUUUAACCCUUGCAAAUUCCUGCUCCUCAGAUUCAAAACCACCUUAAUUGGCACCUACAGAUAUUGUUUCUCAGAUACAAGGCCACCUUGUGCUUAAUCAUGAAGGGCAGGCAUGAUCCAAGAAAACAAAAUAGUCAUGUAGACAUUAAUAAAAUAUUCUGAUGUUUCCUGAGUGGGUUAUACACUGUCGGGUAGUUACUCAUGCAACACAUUACAUAGAACACGGCCAAGUAAAAGAACAUCAAGAAAGAGCAUCCAGUAAGUUAAACAAUGGAAGUAGAUAGUUCUACAAGGCUAUGAAUCUGCCAAUAAUAUCACUUAAAUCAUUGGUUCUUGCAUUUUUCUUGUGCUGACAAGCAAAGGUUCAAAUCCUUUGUCUUAUAAAACAGCUACAGACAGUAAUAUUUGCAUAACCUUUUAGAUUCUUGCUUUAGUAUUAUCAGCUAGGGGCCUAAUCUGACUUCCAUAGCACUGAAAAUAAAGAAUUAAGCAGAGGUGGCCAUGUCCACUGGGGCCCGCUUUAAGGGAUGACAUUCCCUGGUCAGUUUACUAAAAUGAAAUUGUACGAAAUUGUACCCCAAAUUGUACCCCAAAUUAAUCAAAAUAUUUCUUUAGCUAGACUGGUCCCAAUCCAGCCAAUGUUACUCUUUAAUAAGCAAAGUGGUAUUUAUGUCCUACAAAGGAUGAAAGGAAUGUAGCUAACUAUAAUUGGAUUGAGCAAUUUCUUGGCUGGUCACUGAAAAUAGGAGUAAAUCAACAAAGACAGAGAAAAGCUUUAAAAUACUGGCAAUUAAGAGUUAGCCUUUAACUUGUUGAAGGUUUUGAAUCAGCAAUUUCUCAUGCAUGCUUCAUGUAGAGUUUAUGUAAGAUCAAAAAAGUCUAUUCUUUCCUUCCUGGUUCAUAGCUUCCCUCAAGAAGUAAAAUUGCAGUGAAACUGUAGUUAGAUAGCAGGUUCACAACAAGUAAGUAGUUGAAUAUGAAAGCUCUGUUGAAAAAGCAUUGAGAAAUUCACUAUAUGUUGUCAUCAGGCUGCACAUGAAAGCCAUCCUUAAGGGCAUUUGAGACAAGGGCUAGUCUUCACAGUAUAUUGUACCUAGUAGCUUUAUUUAGUUGUUCUUAGAAAAUAACCAUUCUGCUUGCCUUCCAUUGCAUGGCCAAAUUUAUCCCCAUAUUGGAGUAAAUAGAUGGGCCAUUCCAGGUUUAAAGCUCAUAGAUUCUGGAUAUUGGCUGGGUAUACAUCCUUUCCAUGUGUUUUUAUCAAAGACAGAACAUAUGUAAUUAAGGAAUUCCAGGGAGCACAAUAUUGUGUUUAAGGAAUGCUGCUAAACUUUUGAUAGGAAUUGUUUUUAGACUGGUUACAGUUCAGUGUUCCUAUGAUUUAUUUUGCUGCCAUGAAAUGCUUCAAAUAAGGGAACAAAGUUGAAUUACUCUUCUCAGCAUGUACAGAACAUUUUUUCCUAAAGAAAUUGUGUGGAAUGUGUUGCUGUUAUUAUUUAAAUCUAAGCAAAGUAAAGCAUCACAGGUUUUUGCUGAUUAAGUCUUAUCAUGUCUUGAGAUUUGUGCAUAAAAUACUGCAUGUUUGCAAGCAUUCCCAUCUCACAUGUAUUUUGCAUUACACUCUUAAGAAUUUGUUGUUCUAUUCCCAGUUAUUUUUCUUCAUGGUCUGUAAAACUAUUGUGAGCAACUCUUACUUCAGACAGAAUAUCUCUCCAAGCAAGAAUUAGCCAGGCAGGAGGGUGGAGCAAGCAAAUUAGCAGUUACUGUGCUUGCUAAAUAAAUGUAUUUGUCACGAUCAUGCCAUUUACAAAACUAAUUUUGAGUUUAUGUGUGUGGGUGUGUUUAUGAUACGUUACUGUUAUUCCCCUGUGUUUUCAAAACAUAUUAAACUUCCAUGAACAUUG
Molecule: messenger RNA, 7768 nt
Organism: Candoia aspera
Lineage: Eukaryota; Metazoa; Chordata; Lepidosauria; Squamata; Candoiidae
Gene: PYGB
Product: glycogen phosphorylase B
Exons: 20
Coding region: 349-2880 (843 amino acids)
Biological process (GO): glycogen catabolic process
Cellular component (GO): cytoplasm
Molecular function (GO): pyridoxal phosphate binding; glycogen phosphorylase activity
Source: RefSeq, a predicted model, not a curated record